UGGAUUUUUAUGAAAUAUUUUUCUCAGCAUCGAUUUUGGCAAUCAUGUGACUUUUCUAAUCUAUUAAUAUAUUGUAGCAGACACCCUCGGUUCCUUGCUGUGCAGAAUUGACGUAGCUGACCUGAGACUGUUCUCCUUGGAAAGGCCUGCUGACAAGAUGCCUUCCGCUGGCAUCUGGGAACUUAGAUUUUGGGAGGGUUCCCACUCUUCCCUAUCGAGAGUGGCUCACUGUGCCAAGACUCUUCUUUCAAACAAUAUGGUUUGUCUUGAACACGUGUUUUCCUCUGGGAUUCUGGAAUUUUGGUAUGUACUAGGAUAUGUACUAGGAAUAGCCCCCCAUAAAAGCCAUGGGCACUGAGUCUCUAAUAGGCUAACACAUUUCACAUGAGUUAUUACAACUUGUUGCUGGGGAAGUGAGCAUAUCCUCUGUGACUUCAUGGAGACAGGACUCUUGGAAACUUGUGCCUCGUUUUCCCCCAGACUUUGCCACACCUUUUCCCUUUGCUGAUUUUGCCUUGUAUACUUUCAUGGUAAUAAAUCAGUUAUGUGCUAAAUCUUGGGAGUCCUAAGGAAUCACUGAAUCUGGGCGUCAUCUUAGGGACCUCCAGCACACCUGCCAAACGUCCAUUCACUUCCUUCUCCUUUUCUGCCAGAUUCUCCAGACAUUCCUUGGCUUGUGGCAGCAUAACUGAUGUCUGCCUCUGUCUUCACAUGGUCUCAUCUUCCCUGUGUGUUUCUUCUCAGUGUGUCUGGUAUAAGGACACUCAUUGGAUUUUAGGGCCUGCCUGGAUAAUCCUGGAUGUUCUCAUCUUGAGAUCCCUAUAAUUACAUCUGCAAAGACCCUUUUACCAAAUCAGAUCACAUUCACAUGUUCAUGGGGUUACGAUGUGAACAUAUCUUUGGGGGGGGGGGGUGGCACAAUUGAACCCACUACAAAGGAGUAUGUGGACACGUGAUUUUAAGGGGAAAAAAUGUCCAGAGCCUCACUUCUAUAUGUCUUCUUUCCCAAAACUGAUCUGUGUGGGAAGUCUUCUGCCAUUCGUCUGCCAGGCUUUGUGCUGUGCUGGUUUUCCUUUCCCAUAUUCCCUUUCUCAUUCAUGCUACUUAUACUUCACAGAAGGCAUACCUCUCUCCAUUUAGAUUGUUAUGUUUUACUGCCUCAGGGGCAUCAAAUAAAGGGACAGUUAGAAGCACUGGCCUUGACUUAAGGUGGGUGAACAACAGCAGUGACAGCAUCUGGGCCCAGAGGGAAUAUAUCACCCAAAUGAACUUACUCUUCACUCCACAGGUCCUGGCUUUGAGGAGCAAGAGAAAUCAAGUAAAGGAUGAGGAGGAGGUUCCUGGAGUUGCAUAUGGUCAUUUCGUGGGACAUCCGUUACCUGAGACUGAGAUUUUGGAACAGAAACUUAGGGCAGAUCCAGAAGAGACUAAAAACAACAUCCUAGUUACUUGGCAUUUCCCAAAACAAGAAAAUGAUGAAGGCUCAGGGAUCGCUGACACUGAAGGAUGUGGCCGUGGACUUCACAUGGGAGGAGUGGCAGCUCCUGGACCCUGAUCAGAAGGACCUGUACAGGGACGUGAUGCUGGAGAACUAUAGCAACCUGGUGUCCGUAGGGUAUCAAGUUAACAAACCUGAUAUACUCUCCAAGUUGGAACAAGGAGAACCACCAUGGACCUUAGAAGAUGAAGUUCACAGUCACCCCCAUCCAGAAAUUGAUAAAGUGGAUGAUCAUAUGCAGCCACACUGGCAAAACCAAAGUAUACUGAAGAUGUUGGAACAGUGUUAUGAACAGAAUGCAUUUGAGAAUAUUAUUUAUCAGAGCAAAAGUUGUUUUCCUUUGAGGCCAAAUCAUGAUGUAUUUGAUUUACAUGGGAAAACUAUGAAAUCAUAUUUAGAUGUAAUCAACCUGAGUACAAGCUGCAAAAAAAUAGAGUCUGCUGAGUUUAAUGGAGAUGGGAGAUCCUUUCUCCAUGUUGAUCAUGAGCAAACUCAUACUGAAAUUAAACAUCGGGACAUACACAAAAUAGAGAACACCCACGAAUGUACUGAAUGUGGGAAAGCCUUCCUCAAGAAGUCUCGGCUCAAUGAACAUAAGAGAAUUCAUACAGGAAAGAAACCCCACAGAUGUAGUGUCUGUGGGAAAACCUUCUCCAAGAAGUUCAAGCUCACUGAACAUCAGCGAACUCACAAAGGAGAGAAACCCCAUGAGUGCCGUGAAUGUGGAAAAGCCUUCCUCAGGAAAUUUCAGCUUACUGAACAUCAGAAGACUCAUACAGGAAAUAAACCCCAUGUAUGCAGUGUAUGUGCGAAAGCAUUCUACAGAAAGUUCAAGCUAACUGAACACCAGAGAACUCAUACAGGAGAGAAACCCUAUGAAUGUCCUGAAUGUGGCAAAGCCUUCUUUAGGAAGGCAGAGCUCGUUAUACAUCAGAGAAACAAAAGAGGAGAAAAACCCCAUGUAUGCAAUGAGUGUGGGAAAGGUUUCUCCAGAAAAUCACAGCUCAUUCUGCACCAGAAAAUUCAUACAGGAGAGAAAUCUUAUAUAUGCAGUGAAUGUGGAAAAGGUUUCAUACAGAAGGGCAAUCUUAUUAUACAUCAACGAACUCACACUGGAGAGAAACCCUAUGGAUGCACUGAAUGUGGUAAGGCCUUCAGCCAGAAGGCAUGCCUCAUAGCACAUCAGCGAUUUCAUACAGGAAAGACUCCCUUUGUAUGUACUGACUGUGGAAAAUCUUGUUCACAGAAAUCAGGACUCAUUAAACAUCAGAGAAUUCACACAGGAGAGAAACCCUAUGCAUGCAGUGACUGUGGGAAAGCCUUCACUACAAAGACAAUGCUCAUUGUCCAUCAAAGAACUCACACGGGAGAGAGGCCCUAUGGAUGCAAUGAGUGUGGGAAAGCUUUCUCCCACAUGUCAUGCUUGGUUAAACAUAAGAGGACACACACAGGAAAGAAACCACAUAUAUGCAGUGAGUGCGGGAAAGCCUUCUCCAGGAAGGCAGAGCUCGUUAGACAUCAGAGAACUGAAAGAGGAGAGAAACCCCAUGGAUGCAAUGAAUGUGGGAAAAAAUUCUUGAGGAAGAUUCAGCUCACUGAACAUCAGAGAACUCAUACAGGAGAGAAACCCCAUGAAUGUAAUGAAUGUGAGAAAGCCUUUUCCAGGAAGUCACAGCUCAUGGUCCAUCAGCGAACUCAUACAGGAGAGAAACCCUACGGAUGCAGUGAAUGUGGAAAAGCCUUCAGCCGGAAGUGCCGGCUCAACAGACAUCAGCGCUCUCAUACUGGAGAGAAAUUAUACGGUUGCAAUGUGUGUGGGAAAGCCUUUUCCCAGAAGUCAUACGCCAUUGCACAUCAGAGACUUCACACAGGAGAGAAGCCUUACGAAUGCAGGGAAUGUGGAAAAACGUUCUUUUUUAAGUCAGACCUUACCAAGCAUCAGAGAAUUCAUACAGGAGAGAAACCAUAUGAAUGCAGUGAUUGUGGAAAAGCCUUCAGAAGCAAGUCAGAGCUCAUUCAGCACCAGCGGACUCACACCGGAGAGAGACCAUAUGCCUGCAGUGAAUGUGGCAAAGCCUUUGCCCACAUGUCAGUCCUCACCAAACAUAAGAAAACUCAUAAAAGAAAGAAAGCUGUGGAUUCCCCAAAGCUGGAGAAAUCUUCCUCAGUGAGUCAUAGCUCUUUAUUCAUAAGUGAACUCAUACAGGAGCAAAACCCUAUGAAUGCAGUGCCUGUGGAAAUGUCUUUUACGGGAACCCAGCCCUUAUUAAACAUCAGCGAGUUCCUAGGGGACAGAAAUGUAGUGAUUGUGGACCAGCCUUUUUCAAGAAGUCAAGCCUCAGUAGAAAAUCGGGAAUUUACACAGGGAUUAAGCCUUGCAAAUACAGUGAAUGUGACAACCCCUUCAGUAAUAAAUUAUGUCUUAUAUGUUACAGAUAUUGUGUAGGAAAAAAAAAAAUCCUCAGAUACCUGAGAUGGGAAAAAGUCUUGAGCAAGAAUCCUCCCCACAUUCAUUAUGUGUCAGAGCUUGCUUAGGACAGAAAUGCUGUGGAUGGGGUGGUUGUGGAGAACACCUCUGUGAGAAGUUAGGCUUAGUAAAUAUCAGUGAGAUCACAUUGGGCAGAAAUGCAGCUCUUGUGGGGAAGUCUUUUCCUAGAGGUGAUAUUGCAGUUGAUAUCAAAGAAUUCCCACAGGACCAAAACCUUAGAGUGUGAUGGUUUUUUAUGAUAAAUUGUACCUUAUCACUUGUCAGAGGAGCAUAGAAAGACAACUCUAGAGGCACUGAAGGUGGAAGACAUGUUUAGUAAAAUGUGGGAGCACUCAUAGAGAAGAAAAAUCCCCCAAAGGCAAUAAAAAAUGGAAAUUCUAUCACCAAACUAAGUCAUGUAUCACAGUUUUACCUUGGAAAGUGGGAAAGACUUUUGUAAAUAAAGGAAAUCUUCUUGAACACCAGGAAUUGCAUUGUGCAGUGAAAACCUAAGAAUAUAAUGAAUGUAGAAGGACAGCUAUAUUAGUUUCUUAUGGCUGCUGUAACCAGUUGUCACAAACUCAGCGUCUCAUAACAGCACAAUUUAUUAUCCUGGAGCUCUGAAGUCCAGAAUGCAUCUCUGGGCCAAAAGCAAGGUUGUUCACAGGGUUGCAUUUCUUCUUGGAGGCUCUAGAGGAGAAUCUGUUUCUUUGCUUUUCCAGCUUCUAGAAGCUGCCCAAAUUCCAUGGCUUGCGGCCCCUUUCCUUCCUCAGAGCCAGCAAUGGCUGGUCAACUCUUUCACCCUCCAACACUCAUUCUUCUGUCUCCUCCUUCCACGUUUAAGGAUGCUUGUGAUUACAUUGGGCCCACCCAGAUAAUCCAGGAUAAUCUCCUAUCUUAAAGUCAGCUAAUUAGCAGCUUUAACUCCAUCUACUACCUUGUGUCCCCUUUGCCUUAUAAUAUAACAUGUUCACAGGUCCUAGACAUAAGGAUGUAGACAUCUUUGGGAGGCCAUCAUUCUACCUACCAGAGGCCACCCUUUGGUGCCCAGUGAUUCGUGUCUAUCCUGCAUGCAAAUGGAUUCAUCCUAUCCCAGCAUCUCCAGAUGUCUCAGCCCAUUACGGGACCAACCCAGAAUCCAAAACCUAACCUAAAACUGAUCAGCUCAGGAGUGCCAAAUUUCAUCUUCUAAAUCUAGUGUUGAUAGGCUCUGGGUACAAUCCAUACUGAGGUUUCUCUAUGUGAACCUUUAAAACUCUAGAAACGAUUUAUAUGGUCCUAAAAUAACUUAAUUCCAUCUUCUACCUUAAUUCCCCUUUACCAUGCAAUGUAACAUAUUUACAGUUUCUAGGAAUUAGGACAUGAACACCUGUGGGAUUUACCAUUAUUUUGCCUACCACAAAAACAUUAGAUUUCAGAGAAUUUACACUUUGAUAAAUUCCUACCUAGCCCUUAAGUAAAUUUGGAAAAACAUGUUUCCAGAGAAAUAAUUAUCUAAAGUAAUUAUGAUCUAAGUACAUUAACAUUUUUUCUUUAAUCAUAGAAUCUUACGCUGAUUGUUAGAUGUGAACACCGUGGAAUGCUCUUGAAAUGUAUAAAUCAAAUUCUCAGCACUGGAAAAGAACUCUUAAAUGUCCUAAAGGAAUAUGAGAUUUAUGCUGCUAGAAAUACUACCAAACAUACGUUUGUAUCUAUUCUGAAAUUGCACAAAUUAAUAUAUCCACAUAUAUCAUAGUGAACCUAAAUCCUGACCAGUAUUUUUCACAGCCAACUCCAACAACACCUUUUUCUUCAACAGUAUGAUGUAUAUAUCGUCCCACCUUAAAUAACAAGAAAAGACAAAAUACGUGAAUGGACUUCUUCAGAUGUUGGAUAAUAGGGAGCUCAGAACAGCUAUCUCUGAGAGAAAGAAAACAAAUGAAGUAAGCCUUAUGAUUGCCCCCCAGCCUACUGCCUGGAGAGAGUUUCCAUUCUACAGCAUAGGGAGGAGGAGCCCCAAAAGAUCUCAGUCUCCUUGAAUUGAGACAGAGUUUAGAGUUAGUAGAAUUCAGUGUGGCUGAAAUCAAUCCAUGGGGCAGAUGACAGGAGAGGAGAGAGCUGUGCCCAAAGAGUGAGAGAGUUCUAGAGUUCUAGCAGUCCUACAAGAGAUACUGUGAAAGCUAUAAUAAUUAUAUAUGCUAAAGGCACUUGGUAAUUAUGAAUUUAGUCAUAGUCUAAUGAGUCAAAAUCAUUUGUUUUAAACUAAAUACCAUAUUCAGUUCAUUCUAGUCCUUUUUUUUUUUUUUUUUUUGUG
This is a messenger RNA of Aethalodelphis obliquidens (Pacific white-sided dolphin), 6258 nucleotides long. RefSeq names its product zinc finger protein 577-like. The transcript has 5 exons. Gene Ontology annotation, biological process: regulation of cytokine production; negative regulation of transcription by RNA polymerase II; regulation of immune system process. Lineage: Eukaryota; Metazoa; Chordata; Mammalia; Artiodactyla; Delphinidae. The record is from RefSeq and is a predicted model, not a curated record. Gene Ontology annotation, cellular component: nucleoplasm; nucleus; transcription regulator complex. Bases 1473 to 3944 code for a protein of 823 amino acids. Gene Ontology annotation, molecular function: recombination hotspot binding; DNA-binding transcription repressor activity, RNA polymerase II-specific; RNA polymerase II cis-regulatory region sequence-specific DNA binding.